This is a messenger RNA of Miscanthus lutarioriparius, 555 nucleotides long. The record is from the annotation of a GenBank genome assembly. NCBI's taxonomy places the organism in Eukaryota, Viridiplantae, Streptophyta, Magnoliopsida, Poales, Poaceae.
AUGAACCCUAUUUCAGGCGCAACCAUCAUUUGUAUCUUAGCUCGUAUCUCAGGUGGAUUGGUAAUGGAUCGAGAUGGAGAUAUUGCUGGAAUGACUUUUGAUUGUGCCAGCCCAAAAACUGCCGUGCUUCCUAGCUUCAUUAUCAAGAAAUUGAUUGAAAUGGAAAGCAACUUCAGUUUUAUUCUAUAUCCUGUACAUGGUUUGUCUUUAAGAGCAGUGCAGUUUUUGGAUAUGUCAAGGAGGGAAGAAAUCUUAUAUAAACACAACAUCGAUAGUGGUUACCUCAUCGAUAAGGUAAAAAUGAACUCCACUGCAGAAAUCAUUGGGAUUAGGCGUGGGGAUGUGAUUGUUUCAGUUAACGGGAUGUGCUCUCAGAAUAUGCUAGACUUGGAAGAGUAUUUUCUUUCUCUUGGCUGGAAGUUUCUGGAGAAGAAAAUUGAAUCAUCCAAGAUUGUUCUGAAGUUAAAGGUUUAUGACCCCCUUAACUGCCAGGAGAACACUCUACGCCUGCCUCUGGGAUUUUCUUGCCUUACAGCAGAAGUAUGUGCUCUUUGA